Dioscorea cayenensis subsp. rotundata (Guinea yam) is the source of this 542-nucleotide messenger RNA. RefSeq lists its product as uncharacterized. The record is from RefSeq and is a predicted model, not a curated record. Bases 140 to 385 code for a protein of 81 amino acids. The transcript has 3 exons. Lineage: Eukaryota; Viridiplantae; Streptophyta; Magnoliopsida; Dioscoreales; Dioscoreaceae.
GUCAUAUGAAUAUAUAAUGCCGGUUUUAUCCACGGAGGUCUCCCGGUGAACCAGGAGAGCCGAGGAAGAAAGGGAAAGGGAAAGGGAAAGGGAAAGGAUUCUGCUGCCGGCUGUGAAGAGGAACUAUAAAUCCGCGGCAAUGAUUAGCAUAUUGGCUCAGGAGCGUCUCCUAGGCGCUGCGCUGGGCAGUGUCUUCGUUGGAGCCGCAAUAUUCGAUCAGCGCAUGGGCAUAUACAAAUCCAUCACUACAAACACAUCCCAUCACGAGGUUAAAGAGGCAGCAUAUGGAAAGAAGUUAUUUCCAGAUCUUCCACAUCUAUGGAAUAAGGCAGUUGAUGAGACAUUUAGGCCUGUAAUUGCAUAUCUUGGCUCGCGUGGUUGGUAAAAAAAAUUUAGCAGUCAAUAAACUUAAGCAACAACCAUUGUGCUCCAUUUCUGAGAUUCUCAUGGUCCUGUUUCUUGUGUUACCUGAAUCUUUGUUGGAACAAUCUUCUUAUUGGAAUUUUACUUCAAGUUUGUGAAUGCAGUGCAGUUUUUACCCA